AUGGGCAGAUGUGCAGGUCCUCUCCAAUGCGAUCCUUCCACCUUUUGGUCUGUCACGUCGUCUUCUGCCUUCUACCUCUGUAUCCAACAUCCUUCAGCCAACAUGCCCUUGUAUAAGGGCAUAGUGAGUGAGAGCCACACAGGAGCCACACCCCACGCGCCACGCCGCGCACCGCAAGGCACUCCAGGCAGCAGCAGCAGCAGCAGCCAUGGUGUCUCUCCUCAUGGUGGGGCGAGCGGCUCCCCAGAUGAGGGCGGCACCGACCCAGCCCGGCAGCAGGAGGGCCUUGGUGCUUCCCAUGGUUCAUCCGAGCCAGGGACAUGGAGAGGAAGUUCGAGAGACAUUGAGGACAUCCUAGGAACCUUUGCCAAGAAUGUGGGGUUCCUUGACAUUGACAUCUGUGGGCCGACUCAGCCGCGGGUGUUGGGGACAGCAGAGGAGAAGGUCCACUCUUCAGGUGCUGGCUGGUCCCCUGUGUAUGUGUCUGACAAUCUGGCUGUCAUGUCCGUUGGGUUCCUGCUCAACAGUGCAGACGACGCUGUCAUCUGGAGGGGACCCAAGAAAGAUGUGAUUGACGAGGUAGUGUUUAAGCAUGUAGCUGUGGAUGAAGUGGCUCUGCUGGAUGUGAGGAAGGAAAUCACAUUCUGCAGGAAAGUGAACAUUCCCAUCAUUGGCCUGGUGGAGAACAUGACCACCUUUGUGUGCCCCAAGUGUAAGACCAAGACGGCCAUCUUCCCUGCCACUACUGGAUGUGACCCCCAGCUGGCAGAGGAUACUGAGAUGCCACUGCUUGGCCAGCUGCCGCUGGACCCCUGGGUGGCCCAGGCGUGUGAUGAAGGCACCAACAUUCCGACACGAGCCAGAUGCUGCUGUCACUCAGGCAUACAAAGACAUUGCAAACAAAAUCAAGGAGUACUGUGACGCACAGUCCCAAGAAGCCACUUGACCUGCAGCGGUAGCAGCAGCAGCAGCAGCAGUCAUCACCACACUAACCAACACAUUCUACAGAAAAGUCUUGUUAUUCAUGCAGAGGUUUAUUUUACAUUUACUUCUUAAAUCCAUAUUAUUAACAUCA
Messenger RNA from Scylla paramamosain (green mud crab), 1075 nucleotides. Its product is annotated as cytosolic Fe-S cluster assembly factor nubp1-like. Gene Ontology annotation, cellular component: cytosol. NCBI's taxonomy places the organism in Eukaryota, Metazoa, Arthropoda, Malacostraca, Decapoda, Portunidae. The record is from RefSeq and is a predicted model, not a curated record. Gene Ontology annotation, molecular function: ATP-dependent FeS chaperone activity; ATP binding; iron-sulfur cluster binding. Gene Ontology annotation, biological process: iron-sulfur cluster assembly.